This is a messenger RNA of Myxocyprinus asiaticus (Chinese sucker), 5519 nucleotides long. RefSeq names its product phosphatidylinositol transfer protein beta isoform-like. Bases 48 to 863 code for a protein of 271 amino acids. The record is from RefSeq and is a predicted model, not a curated record. Lineage: Eukaryota; Metazoa; Chordata; Actinopteri; Cypriniformes; Catostomidae. Gene Ontology annotation, molecular function: phosphatidylcholine intramembrane carrier activity; phosphatidylcholine binding; phosphatidylinositol transfer activity. Gene Ontology annotation, biological process: phospholipid transport. The transcript is spliced from 12 exons. Gene Ontology annotation, cellular component: cytoplasm.
UUGUGACGUCAGCUGGGCCGCUCGCAGCCGUUACCGGUGGAAAGAAGAUGGUGCUCAUCAAGGAAUACCGUGUGGUCUUGCCAUGCUCAGUGGAAGAGUAUCAAGUCGGGCAACUCUUCUCUGUGGCUGAGGCCAGUAAAAACGAGACGGGUGGUGGAGAGGGUAUUGAAGUGCUGAAGAACGAACCGUAUGAGAAAGAAGGCGAGAAAGGACAAUACACACACAAAAUCUACCACUUAAAGAGUAAAGUGCCAGGCUUUGUGAAGAUGAUCGCACCUGAGGGGGCUUUAGUUUUCCAUGAAAAAGCUUGGAAUGCUUAUCCGUACUGCCGCACAAUUGUGACUAAUGAAUACAUGAAAGAUGACUUCAUGAUUAAAAUCGAAACUUGGCAUAAACCUGACAUGGGGUCUUUAGAGAAUGUACAUGAAUUGGACCCCACCACAUGGAAGACGGUAGAGGUUGUGCAUAUCGAUAUAGCGGAUCGCUCUCAAGUUGAACCAGGAGACUAUAAGCAAGAUGAAGACCCAGAAAUCUUUCAUUCAGAGAAAACAGGCAGAGGGCCUUUAGGACCGGACUGGAAAAAAGAGCUCUUGGCCAAGCCAGACGCCCCUCGUAUGUGUGCGUACAAACUAGUCACCGUCAAGUUCAAGUGGUGGGGACUUCAAACUAAAGUAGAAAACUUCAUACACAAGCAAGAGAAGAGAAUCUUCACGAACUUCCACCGUCAGCUCUUCUGUUGGAUUGACAACUGGGUGGAGCUCACCAUGGAGGACAUCCGCCGGAUGGAGGAGAAGACACAGAGAGAGCUGGAGGAGAUGCGUCAGAAGGGGUCCGUACGAGGCACAACGGCAGCUGAGGAGUAGCCGAAUACUUUGUAGUAACAAAAGGCAGGUGGAGUGACUCCCUUCGUAAAACUGGUCAGGUUCGAGGCACCAGUGCUGCUCACGAACAAUGAAGCAAAACUAAAGAAUCCUACCACAACACCGCUUGACGAUCGACAUGACUGCAUUCAACCAACCGGCCAGUGGUGGCGCUGUUCUCCACCAGACUAAAGAAUGACACAAUGAUCAGCAGUACUGUAUUCACCUCCUGUACGACACUCAACCUGCCAACAGGGUGGAAACAGUUUUACACUGGAUGAAAUUUCGCCUGUUUUCUAAACCGUCAAGAAUGUCGGGCAGGUUUAUCCAGUGACAUUUACCACUUAACUAAGAGUUUUGGAAAUAUCAGAGUAUUGCUAUAUGGUUGCGUUAUUCUAUUUCUGAAAAGAAAAAAAAAUAUUAGAAGUACUGAAUUUUGGUAGGAAUUGGACCAACUCUUUGUUCGUUUUGUUUGAUUGUUUAUAAUGGUAUGAAUCCCCCCCCCCCCCAUAUAAAGCACUUCUUUUAGUUAAUUUUAGGUUUAAAUCAUUUUUAAAAGGUUUUGAUUUUAGAUUUUCAUUUGUUAUAUCAGCAUAGUCUUGCCUAUCAUCUUCUUGAUUUUCUAUGAAAUGUGUUAUGCUGUUGCACGGUUGGAGAAUUUCCCAGCUACAAAAGAAAGCAUGCACGUUUGCGCACAAAACACGUUUCACAGGCCACCUAAGCUUCGCAUGAGCUCAGGCAUGUUAGCUGCAGUUUUUGAGAGGGUUUCUGUUUUCAAAGACCCUCAAAGACAAAACCUCUCAGGAUUUUUCAAAUGAACAUUCAUCCGAACAGAAUCUAGACCGGAGCAAACGCUGAGUUGCUGUAGGACAAGAACUGCUUUUAUCUACCUAUAACGCUCUGCACCUGAAUGUGUGCAUAAAUAUAGUCUAGGAUGAAGAGGAGAACUUUAGAAAUGUAAAAUUUAGCUUGAUAUUUAGCUGAGAUUGUUCAAUUUCUGUAUCAUACCAGGUCAGGGUUGAGUGAGAAUCUAAUGUGCAGGUAGGAUAGGAUGAAUUUCACAAAAUAAUAAAUGGUCACAUUUCAUCCCAGAAGAGAGGGAAAAAAAACUAUUUUUUAUGAAGGAAAUGAAGCCUAUGUUUAAGACAUUUAAGAUUGUUUGCAUUGCAACUAGUGCUGUCGGUCAAUUUAAAUAUUUAAUCAUGAUAAAUUGCAUAAUUUUUCAUAGAUAUUCACGAUUAAUUGCAGAUUUGAAAAGUGCUGAUAUUUGACUCAUAGCUUCUUUUUCUGUCAAAUGCAUUUAGUUCCAUCCUAGAAAACAAAACAAUAUGUAAAGAUGUUUUAUUAACAUUUUCCAAACAAAGCCUUCCACAGUAUAAAGAUAGAAAUGCACUAAAAUGGCACCAAUUCAAGUAACAUUAAACAUUUCCCAAAGUCUAAUUGGAAAGUUGACUAAUUGAAAGAACUAGUCUCCACAGGUUGCGUAUUUCUUGCGAUGGGCAUUAAAUCCCUUUAACUCCAAUAUAUCCUCCACAAUAUUAAUCGGCUUGCAGACUGUGGCUAUCCACUUUGCUACAGCAAUCGUGAAGCCGCAAUAAUAUGACUUGUGUCGGGGAGUCAACGCAUUGCUCAACGACAGCAGCAAGCACUGCUCUGAAGUUUGAUCUCCACAUGAGGAGCGCUGCAGAGAAUGAGUUCAGAGUGGCAUACUACCAAUAUUGCUCUUACAUUUUCAGUAAUAGCUAUGUAUGGCAGAUUUAGUAAGAGUAAUAUGGUAGCAUGCCAUUCCAAACAUUGUCAACGUCUUGUUCUGCUUUUAGUGCUGGCUCUGCCCAUGCAAUGAUAUUUCAUCCAGUUGUCCUGUAUAUAUUAGCUGACGCUAUGAAAGAUCAGUGGCAACUCAGGUCAAAAUGUGAAUGGUUUGUACUUUCAGCGGAGCAUCGACAAACAUUUCACGGGAGAACUCCAACAAUCUAGCCGGCCGCAGCGGUCCCUAAUCAGUGUCAUGGAUCGUAUGUUUGGCUUUUAGGUGAUAGUUUAGACUUGACGUGCUUCUGUGGUAAUUAAAUUUUGUCUUACAAAGGACGCAAGGUACUUUAUUUUUGUUACAAGUCCCAUCUGGGUUUGUUUUGUAAAAGGUCCUUUCUCCAUCGCUUGAUCAUAAUGAAAUACUCAGAGUUUGAUAGAAGUUUAGCUCAAUCGACAGCAUUUGUGGCAUAAUGUUGAUUACCACAAAAAUGUAUCUCAUCCCUCCUUUAAAAAAUAAAUAAAACAUCGAGGUUACAGUGAGGCACUUACAAUGGAAGUGAAUGGGGCCAAUUUUUGGAAGUUUUAAAGGCAGAAAUGUGAAGCUUAUAAUUUUAUUAAAGCACUUUCAUUAAUUCUUCUGUUAGAACUUGUGUAUUUCAGCUGUGAAGUUGUUUAAAUCGUAAUUUUUGCGGGAUUUCAGGGUUACAUGUUUACACACGUUGUUUACGUCUUGUGGCUGUACUACAGUGAGUAUUUUAACGUUUAUAGAUUGGCCCCAUUCACUUCCAUUGUGCCUCACUGUAACCCAGAUUUUUUGUUUGUUUUUUAAGAAAAGGAGAGAGAAGUCAAUACAAGAUAUAUGUAAUAAUACUUAACAAUUUAAUUACUGUCAUGAUACAUCAUUUUCAGAAUACAAUAUAUAUAUGAAAAUCGGGGGGGUGAGGUGCUUAUCAUGAAAAUGUCACAAUGGCAAAAAGAUUUUAGAGGUUCUAAAAAUAGGCUUUAUUUUCUUUAAAGUGAAUUUUUUGUUUUAUUUUGUUUUGGGGUGAAAUGUAACACAAAUGUGUUCUUUACUGGUUUUGAGAUUCACCUGCUAAGGGACAUGAACCCGUCCUGCUCAGAUCGUCCAGUCUAGCAAAAACAAAAUUUGCUAUUUGUACCUGAAUGCAAAUUGCAGGGCUGUUUUAUCACACCUCAAGAUUCAUCUGUCAUAGUAACAGAACAGUAGGGUUUUCAAAUGUACCAUAAGUAUGGUUCUCUGUUCAAGUCCUACACUCUUGUGUUAGUUAUGAAGCAAUUGGAGAACAGUGGGCGAACUGUAACUUGAUUUGAUUUUUAUCAUAUGUGUGGCCAGUGUAUUAGUCUAUUUUAAUGUAGUUUUCCAAUCUUUGGGUUUCUUUGGACGGCUUGAGUUUGCACAGAAGCAAACUAGUGCCUGAUGUCUUCGUUUAAAUGUGCUUCUGCGAUUCUGAAUAUCAGCUAAAUCUUUGUGCAUUGUGUUUAGAGUGAUUGUCAAUGUAUAAUUGCACAUUUGUAAUAGAUUUAAGCCUUUCUGUGCACAGAAUGGGGCACAAGAGACUUCCUCAACACACAGAGGGAGUUUCUUUAUAUUUAACAUUUUGUUACUUAAUGUCCCUUUUAUUUCAAGGUCCACAAAUGUUCACACAAUCACGUUACCUGUCGCGUAAUGUCGCAUUGUACCCUGUGAUGAAUGUGCUACCCUAAGGGCAGAUUAGAUUAGUGACAAAUCGGUCACGUACACACUACAAUGAUGUGUAUAUGGUUGUCACUACUCCUCUGUACACACAGAGUUCAGUUAUUUUUGGGAAGUGAAAACUGAAUUCACUUCCCAAAAAAUUCAGGUAGUGACUAUUGAAGUGUGUACAGAACCAAACAAAACUACUAGUUGAAUAUCAUGUUAGGCCAUGUCUACACUUAAUACGUUUUCAGUUUCCUAACGUCAUCAUUUUCCAAAGUAUUCGGUUUUCGAAGAGCGUUUUCGAACUGCUUUGUUUUCGGUGGAGGAAUACGCCAUUCCAGUCUGGAUGAAUGGCAUAAACGUAGCAAAAUCCAUGUAUUAAUGUGGACAAUAGCUUAAUGGGGAAAAAAACAGCGCUUUUGUCGAUGCCGGUUUAUUAUAAAUUUCUAGAUCAUUUUACAACUUUGGUUGCAAAUUUGUUUAGUCAGAAAUAGCUAAUUCCAAACUGGUUAAACCAAUGGCAUUUUGGUUUACAGCUGCGUAACGCUAAAACAUUGCUAUAGAUCAUCACCAUGUCAACCAGUGCAGAUUAAGAAGUGAAUCUAGUAUCCCAUACAAACACAUUAUUGGAUUCGCUCCUGUAUUUAAACACUGUUGUCACUUCCCAAACUUCGCAGUGUGUACAUGGCCAUACAGAAGACAAUUCUUGUGUACCAAACCCACUUAUUUCCUUUUUGGGGUUUUCUAAUGGGGGGCUGCAGUUUGCAGGAUGUCUGGUUUUCAUCCUUUUUGUGCGUUUCCUCAGUCAGACAUCAGUGCACUGAUUGUUCAGUUCUGUGUUUGUGUAAACACGUCUAUAAAAUACUGUCUUGAGUCUCAUGGAGCGUGUGGUUUACUUUUGUACGCGUAUUUAGCUUUUUUGGGGGGGGGGGGGGGUUAGGGCAGGUUUCAGAUACAAUGAAUUAAUCAAACAUUGUAAUAAGCAUAAUUGCGCACUUGGAGAAUCUACUGUCUUUGUGUUGGGGGUGGGGAGGUUACACAAUGCUGUUUUACUGUCUUUCUGAUUGUUUGAAAAUCGGGAAAUAUCAGUGAAUGUACAUUGGCGUUUUCUUUCUUUUUUUUUUCGCUUUUGAAUUGGUUAUAAAAAUAAACGAUUAUAACAGUAUAUCUAAUAAACUUCGAAACAAGUUGUGCUUCUCAGUCUUUAUUUU